GGGGCGUUGUGUGGACUGCGUCGGGGAAAGUGACCAUGGCUUUUCCCACCUUAGAGAUAUUGGUGUGUGUGUGUGUGUGUCCAUCUAUCCUAACCUGAGCUAACUUCUCUCACCCACACACAUGUAACGUUCCUUUUUAUUAUUUCUGUGUUUCUUUGAGUCUCCCCAAUAAUUGUUUUCUUUUGUAGCUUGCGGUGAAGAGGAGGAUAAUAGCGGUAAUUAAAGGUUUAGUGAUUAUAUGAAAAAGUAUAUUUAUAAGGCGUGUAUUCGUGGGAGUGAUUUAAAAGUCUUGAAACAUUUAUUAUAAAUAGUCUUACUUAUUUCAACUGUGGUUUUCUCUAAUCAGUGGUAAUACGAAUAAUAGGAUUACAUCAUGUUGCGUCAGCCUACCAGUAACUCAUAAGGUGUCAUUCCCUAGCUUAUAAAAUAUGUUAGUAAUUUAGAAUUCAAUUAUUAACUUCAACUAAUGUCCAGCCUAUAUGCUCACCUUGCUAGCCAAUUAUUCCUGCAUUUUUAUUUAAACUCACGGUUCAGUAAAAUUAUUUGUGAAAGAAGAGAGAGAGAGAACUAGCUAAGGUUCCAAUAACUUCAGAGGCCUGUGGGUGUUGAGGGAGAGAGCACAGAAUGGCGUCUCCCUUCCCUCUGGCAACAGGUGGGUCUCGUAGCUCUGAAAUAUUUGAUUUUUCUUUUAUUUAGAAGUGAAUAUUACUGUGUUCAUGUUUAUUAUUCAUGUCUCUAGUGAAGAUAAUUAUAGUGACUGUACGUGUUGACAGAAUGGCGUCUCCCUUCCCUCUGGCAACAGAAUGGCGUCUCCCUUCCCUCUGGCAACAGAUAAAAUUGCUGGUGUUGGUCCCACGUGGAGACAGGCCACAGAGUCUUGGGAAAGUGUUAGCCAUGUAAUGUUUCUUUAGUCAAAUAUAGUCUACUGUGAAUGUGUUGUGGGCAAUAUUAUGGCCGUAGAGAAGUGAUGGAUGAAGGCUGUGACGCUAUUUAGGGAUAUAACGGUGCCCAGAAUCAAUGGUACUCUUGAGGAGUUAUAAAAGUAAUUAUUUUCUUGUGUAUUCGUAGUGUUAAGUAACGGAGUAUAAGUGUAUAUGCCAUACCAGAAUUUCAAGUGCCUUUUCUUUUUUUUUUCUAGAUUAACCACUCGAUAAAGUGUCAUAGUGGGUCAGUCAAUCCAAAGAAUCCCAUCAGUAUUAUUCAUUUAAUUUAAUUUAACAACAUUUCUACAUUAAUAACAGGAGAUACACCAUUGAAAACCCUGAUAAUCAUCUUUAUAGCUUUGAAAAACAGUCGUGAGGAGAGAGAGAGAGAGAGAGAGAGUAUGAGCAUUUCAGUUGAGCCUAUUCUGCCCUGGUUUGUGUUUGCUGCGGUGACACGGUGCCGCACUGAGUGAAGAUUGCGUUCAUAAUCACUUAUUUGGGGUGGAGUGGGGAAAGGAGAGUCAGGAAGUGAGGAUAUUUAUAUUAUUUGACAUAUUAUUUGAUAACAUGUCAACUUUUGUGUGUGUGUGUGUGUGUGUGUGUGUGCGCGGGGGUGGGUGUUGGAUCAGUGACAGGUGGCGCUGCUGGGGAGUUACCACUGCGAGCGGCUGGCUGGCUGCAGUGUUUUGGUCAGCACUGGUCAGUCUUGCCCCACACGCUCUAUUAACCAGUGUUUCCGUCUUCCCGACACCUUCUUCCUGCACCAAGCACCGUCAAGCAUCACCAGAGAGGCACGAGUACGUAAGCUAUCCAACAUCAGAACAGUAUAUGAAUAUGGCAAAUGCUGUUUUGACAUCAUUUCCUGCCAUCCUGAGAAACAGUGAUCUCGAGGAGCAUGAAAUGCAGCUGCAAUGGAAAUUGCGCAUCCAGUGCAAGUUUCAGAAUUCAAGAAAGAGGCAGGAUUCCUCAGUGACUGAGGUGACGUCAAGGAAAAAGAAGAUCCCUUGCAUAGCGCCAAAAGAGACUACAUGUCCACUGAUGUAUGGAGUAAAGGCUAACCUUCCACCAAGGCUUCAUUCAGAAGAUGAUGAGUCAUUAGAGAGACAUAGACAGUGGCUUGCUCUACACUGGAUGAAGAAAGAUCCCGAGUUAGAUAAGGCUGAACGCCUCAUGCAGUUGACACUCUCUGAGAGAUGCAAAAAAAUAAUCAAUGGGAACAUUCUUGUAGCAGAAAUCCUGAACUUGUACCCAUGGAUUCAGACUUUUGAUGGUAUAAUCAAGGAGUUCCUGAGAUUAGAACCACAAGCGGAUGAACCAGACCCAAGAGUAGCAGUUUUGAAAGGGCUGGAGAAAUAUAGGCUCCCAAUAAUUGCCAUUCUCAAAAAAAGAAAAGCAGUUCCUCUGUAUAUGGAAACCUUACUUGAACUCUAUGACCACGAUGAAAGUCAAUAUGCUUGCUUAGUUAUAUUGGGGUUACUUCACCUGCUUGGAGAAAGGAUAGAUUCCAUUUUUACUAAGGUACCAGAAGAAGAACUAAGAACAGGGCAGUCUAGUGUGUAUUUGAUGGUGCACCUGUAGCUGAACCAACAUGUAUUUCUAUGGCUGUAGUCUCAUUGGUAGCAGGGCUUUGUGUUUAAUAUUGAACACCCAAAAAAUUGUGAACAUUUCCUCCAUUUCACAACAUCCCAUCUCUUAGGUAUCAAGUAUGACAAAGGUAACACUUCAAAAAGAAGAUCUCUACUUGUAAAACUCAAUGAAGUAAAGACAGAAUUGAGCUACAAAAAUGCGUAAAUCUGCUUCCAAAUAUAUUCAACUCCACACAUAAUGCCUCUCUCUCUCUCUCUCUCUCUCUCUCUCUCUCUCUCUCUCUCUCUCUCUCUCUCUCUCUCUCUCUCUCUCUGUCACAUAUACAAACACACACACACACACACACACACACACACACACACACACACACACACACACACACACAGUAGUCAAUUACUAGUUAAAGAUUAAACAGUGAAAUAAAUACAUAACAUUGUUAAUAAGUUUUCUAAAAGGAAAAGGAAAUACUUGUACUUCCCCUUCCCCCACCCAGUAUUCAUGAAAUCUUACUGAAUUGUUAUCUUGUGUUAUAUAUAUAUAUAUAUAUAUAUAUAUAUAUAUAUAUAUAUAUAUAUAUAUAUAUAUAUAUAUAUAUAUAUAUAUAUAUAUAUAUAUAUAUAUAUAUAUAUAUAUCUCUCUCUCUCUCUCUCUCUCUCUCUCUCUCUCUCUCUCUCUCUCUCUCUCUCUCUCUCUCUCUCUCUCUC
Molecule: messenger RNA, 3214 nt
Organism: Scylla paramamosain (green mud crab)
Lineage: Eukaryota; Metazoa; Arthropoda; Malacostraca; Decapoda; Portunidae
Exons: 6
Coding region: 1491-2501 (336 amino acids)
Source: RefSeq, a predicted model, not a curated record